AGCGCGGAUGGCUUGACUGCGUUUUGCAAGCUACCGGUAGACGUCUAGAUUGAAUCAAAUUAUUCCACACUUUUUAUUUGUGUUUGUAUGAUUCCAUUGCGCCACAGGCAGAAGGACCGCUUUCCCCCGAGUGCGUAAGUGAACCACAUUUUUUGGUGAUCUAUUGAGUGGAGGCAAGUUAAUUUUUCACCUAACUUCUGAGUUCUUGGAUUACUUGGUGGGGGGCCAAGGGAACUGGCAAUGGGAGCGUGCCUUUGCUGUGCCUCGUACAUUUUUACAGCCUGGUGCCAAGGGACAACAACAACAUGGGUAGCGGUAGUAGUUGUGGAAAGAAGGUUGCACCUGCGAGUGUCAACGAGAUAAACGCAUUCAAAAGAGAUGACAACACAGUCCAUGUUUCGAAAGAGGAAAGUCACUUGUUCAAACCAUUGAAGAUACCCAAAUUGACGAACUUCAAUCAGUCACGAAACAUAGCGCAACAACUAGACUGCCACAGUGAAGGACACGACUCGGAAUUUUCAGUAGAGGAUUAUGACGUUGAUGUGGAACUGGACCAGGUUCUAGAGGAAUAUGACAAUCGGGAAUUGCGUUCCAAAAGGAAAACUUUUGCAAAGACGCUUUUAAUCGGGUCAGACACGUAUGGAUUCUGUAAUUCCAGACGGGUCCACAAUGAAAGCGAUUUCAAUUCAACCCCUCACUUGCAGAGUUGUGAGUUGUCGGAAGGGACGGGGGCACAUUGUCCAUAUAACGGUUCUGUUGAAGUCAUCAACAAGGACAAGCAUGUCUUUCACCACUUUUCCAAAGAUACACACAUUCAGUUCCCAAGCGCCACUCAGGAAAAUGACUUCUUGACAAAGGGGACUUGUGUGGAGUCAGUGCCUCGCUCAGAAUCAGACUCAGUCCCUGACGAUAGCCACGGCCCCUCUCUUUCCAUGCCCGUCAUCCUAUAUGAUGGAUCAGAAGUGGACCUGAUGGAGACCAUAGAGAGAGAGUUUAGUUGACCCCACAGGAGAGACUGGUGGCAACCUGCUCACAUUUCCUGCAUUCACUUUUGGAGAAAGUGCUCACAUUGCUCAUUUUAAAGAUGUACUAUGUUGCUAAAAUUCGAAUAGUUCGCCUAAUAUCAGUUUAUGUGUCAAAACAAGCAAGUUUAGUGUAAGGAAUCAUUGCACCAUCUAAAUCGCUGUGAAAUAUAUUUUCGAUAACCAAAAAUAUAGUAUUUUCAGCUGUUUGA
Messenger RNA from Salvelinus sp. IW2-2015, 1234 nucleotides. RefSeq lists its product as uncharacterized. The record is from RefSeq and is a predicted model, not a curated record. NCBI's taxonomy places the organism in Eukaryota, Metazoa, Chordata, Actinopteri, Salmoniformes, Salmonidae.